AUGGCCUCGUCAAAAGACCCCGCAGAACUGAAGAAAGCCUUCAUCUCUCGACUGGGCGAGGAGCAAUGGGACGAAUCCUGGGAGAGUAUUGCAAAGCUCAGCCCUGAGCUCUUCCAAGCCAGCGUCGAUCUCAUUGCGGUGCCAAAGAAGAAGAAAUACUUGUCUCCCAAGAUCCAGCAGCUGAUGUCCAUCGCCGUUGACGCUGCUUCAACCCAUCUCUACGUCCCGGGCAUUCGAAAGCAUAUAGAUGCCGCGCUGAAAGAGGGAGCAACUCCAGCUGAGAUAAUCGAAGUGAUCGAAUUGACGGGAACCUUGGGCAUCCAUGCCUGUAACAUUGGAGUGCCCUUACUGGUCGAAGUCAUGAAAGAGGAGGGCAUAUAUGACAAGCAUGCCACUGUUGGCAAACCUUUCGACGAGAAGCGAGAGAAGUUGAAGGCAGACUUCACGAAGAACAGAGGGUACUGGCAUACCUUUUGGGAGGAUUUUCUGGCGCUGGAUCCGGAAUUCUUUGAGGCGUAUUUGAAUUUCUCAUCUGUGCCUUGGCUCAAGGACGUGGACGGCUCAGGCAAAGGAGGAGGCGUGUUGGAACCCAAGGUGAAAGAGUUGAUAUACUGUGCAUUCGACGCCGCCGCCACUCACCUUUAUGUUCCAGGGUUAAAGCUGCAUAUGAGGAAUGUCUUGAAGUAUGGUGGGACACCUGAAGAAAUCAUGGAGGUUUUGGAAAUUGCAACUCAGCUCAGUCUUCAUACAUCGAACGUCGCUGCGCCUAUACUGGCGGAACGACUGGGCAAAUCAUGA
This is a messenger RNA of Fonsecaea erecta, 798 nucleotides long. RefSeq lists its product as hypothetical. The record is from RefSeq and is a predicted model, not a curated record. Gene Ontology annotation, molecular function: peroxiredoxin activity. NCBI's taxonomy places the organism in Eukaryota, Fungi, Ascomycota, Eurotiomycetes, Chaetothyriales, Herpotrichiellaceae. Bases 1 to 798 code for a protein of 265 amino acids. The transcript has 2 exons.